AUGAUCACCGUCAUCACCGAAGAUGACCGUACCUUCCCCAUCGAUGUUGACGCCAGCAUCGAGCUCGAGAACCUCAAGGCUUUGCUCGAAGUCGACUCCAAUAUUCCUGCCGACCAGCAACAGCUCUUGCAUAGCGGCAAGCUGCUGAACGAUGCCAAAGCAACACUUGCCAGCUGUGGAGUGAACAACGACGACCUGCUCAUCCUUCGCGAUCGUCGUCAAGCCUUGUCUUCUACCUCCGCUUCGAGCUCCUCUGGCGCAGCAAGAGCCGCUGCCGCACCUGCAUCGGAAGAGCAAGCAGCCGAGCAGCUGCGUCAACAGAUCUUGUCCGACCCCGCUGCACUAUCUAUGCUGCGGGCCAACAAUCCGCAGCUCGCCGACGCCGCCUCGUCCUCACCCGCCCGCUUCCUCGAGCUUCUUCGAGCCCAGCGCGAUGCCAUGUCCCGCAGCGGCACCUCUGCAGGCUCAGGGCUCGAUGACAUUGCCGACGAAUUCGACAUCGACGCACAGCGCCGUAUCGAGGAAAACAUCCGCCAGCAGCGCGUCAUGGAGAACCUCGAACACGCCAUGGAGUACUCUCCUGAAUCCUUCGGCCGCGUCACGAUGCUCUACGUCGACUGCAAAGUCAACGGCGUCCACGUCAAGGCGUUCGUCGACUCGGGCGCGCAAGCUACCAUCAUGUCGCCCGAGUGCGCCGAGAAAUGCGGCAUCAUGCGACUGCUUGAUACGCGCUUCGCCGGCAUCGCCAGGGGUGUAGGCACUGCCAAGAUCCUCGGUAGAGUGCACUCGACGCAGCUGCAGCUGGGCACGGGGCUCUUCUUGCCGUGCAGCUUUACGAUCAUGGAGGGCAAGGGCGUGGAUAUGCUGUUUGGCCUCGAUAUGCUCAAGCGGUACCAGGCGACAAUCGAUCUGAGCAAGAAUGCACUCGUGAUCAAUGGCGAGCAGAUUCGCUUUUUGGACGAACACGAGUUGCCUGCGGAAGCGAAUGCCGAGUACGAGCUGGACGAAGAGGGGAAUCCCAGGCCGGUCAAGAAGGGGGGUGCGGAAGGCGCGACGACUUCGGCACUGGGCGCAGCGAGCGCGAAUGCCAACGCUGCUGCCGCCGCCACUGUUGCUGCUGCUGCAGGGCCCAAGUUUCCUGGUGCUGGGCAGGCUAUCGGGAGUUCAAACACGACAACGGCGCAAUCGCAGCAGGCAAGGGGAGAGCACUUUGAUUCGCACGGCUGGAGCUUCACCCAUCCCAACGCUCAACCUUCUCCAGCGACGUCGUCACCCGCGCCAGCAGCACCGGCAGCGGCAGCACCGUCGUCGGCGGAUGGCCUUUCUAAAUGGCCCGCUGCAUCGAUCAAAGCGCUUACGGACCUAGGGGCUUCGCCCCAGCAAGCGACGACUUUCCUGGAUGCUGCGAAUGGAAAUGUUGAGGUGGCUGCUAGCUUGCUCUUUCAACAGUAG
Sporisorium graminicola is the source of this 1452-nucleotide messenger RNA. RefSeq lists its product as uncharacterized. Bases 1 to 1452 code for a protein of 483 amino acids. Gene Ontology annotation, molecular function: protein binding; aspartic-type endopeptidase activity. The transcript has a single exon. Gene Ontology annotation, biological process: proteolysis. The record is from RefSeq and is a predicted model, not a curated record. NCBI's taxonomy places the organism in Eukaryota, Fungi, Basidiomycota, Ustilaginomycetes, Ustilaginales, Ustilaginaceae.